Messenger RNA from Folsomia candida, 1327 nucleotides. RefSeq lists its product as uncharacterized. The record is from RefSeq and is a predicted model, not a curated record. Bases 112 to 531 code for a protein of 139 amino acids. NCBI's taxonomy places the organism in Eukaryota, Metazoa, Arthropoda, Collembola, Entomobryomorpha, Isotomidae. The transcript has 4 exons.
AUAUGCAAAAAUCCGUACUUAAGCGACUACUUUUCCACUCCAAUAAAUCAUUCGUAUUUCGGCAAAGCUGUAAAUUUUGGCAAAUUCGCAACCAUUCUUUAUACGGCAACCAUGUCUCGAGUAAUGCAGGCGGAGCCGAGGGGUCUCCAGUGGGUGGCCAUGUCGCGAGGAUCCUUCCCAAAAUUCGCCGUGGAAGCGGGAAUCGAUUCUGGGAAGAAAUUGUACGUCGCCAGAGCCUCCCACGCAGGGGGUGUGGUUCCUGGAAAACUGCACGUGGGUCAUUCAUCCGCAUACAUUGCGUAUGACGGGAAGGAAAUCAGCAUGCCGAAUUAUGAGGUCUUGAUCGGACCCACGGCCAGUUUGAGCUGGGUAGAAUCCAGCAAUGGGCAGGUUCCGCAGCACGCCGUGAUCGGAGAUUUUACCUCGCUUGGAUUCGAAAGGAAUGAAGGUAGCCCAGAAAAUCCACCUUUCCCGUUCAUUGUUAUAAAUUUUAGUGCAAAUUUUUUCCAAUUAAAGGCUAACUCCAACUGAAUCCCUGAAAUUUUACGACUCAACUUUUUGUACGGUACGAAAUUGACCGUUGCCCUAAUACAAACAGGAUACAAAUAUUUAAUUUUUAACGAAGUCCUCAAUCUGAGCAAAAGUUUACAGAAGUAAGCAGUUCAUGAUAAGUGCAAACGGCCGUUGUGACCGAUAUAACCCGGUGAGUAAUGAAUGAAUUAUGUGAAUGAACUUUAUCAAUGUUUGCACAAGUUUUAUCUUAAAACUGAAUGAUUGUAUUCACAUAUAAAUGACUUACUGAUUGAGUGCCUUACUUACCCGAUUUACUACGUAAUGCUUAAGUACGUAAAUAUUUUGCUUGUAAAUAUGUAAAUAUUCUAUUUUUUAACCCAUUUUGUGCAACCAGGUUUCUUUCAUGUGUGAAUAUGUAAAUAUAUAAAUGGCCUAGUUUAAUUCGAAUGACGCAUCUUAAAAUUGUUAAUAAUGUAUUUGCAUGUGUUAAAAGUUUUUAUUGUAAUUCAUAGACCACUCUGAUAAUAGGUUAUGUACGUAAAUGUACAUAUGUCGCUUAGGAAACAUUUCGUUUAGGAAACAUGAUAUGUAAUUAAUUACUAAUCCUAAGUAAUUACGUCAAUCGUGUAAUUAAUUACAAUAAGUACUUAAUUACUGAAUUACAAAUUAAUUAAAUUUAUAUAUAUAUAAUCAUGAAGGAAAAUUUACUAAAGAACUGUAAUUAAAGAUUACGAUGUUAAUUAAUAUAUACGCAUUCCAACAACUCAAAACAGAAAAUGAAUAAUAAUAACUAGGAGCGUAAUUAACGACAAAA